Molecule: messenger RNA, 4564 nt
Organism: Dipodomys spectabilis (banner-tailed kangaroo rat)
Lineage: Eukaryota; Metazoa; Chordata; Mammalia; Rodentia; Heteromyidae
Gene: Brpf1
Product: bromodomain and PHD finger containing 1
Exons: 14
Coding region: 235-3894 (1219 amino acids)
Biological process (GO): regulation of transcription by RNA polymerase II
Cellular component (GO): MOZ/MORF histone acetyltransferase complex
Molecular function (GO): protein binding
Source: RefSeq, a predicted model, not a curated record
ACACUGGGGCGCCGGCGGGACCGGGAGCGGCCGGGGUCCGCGCGGGAAUUCCGGGCAGCGGGGCCCGAGCGUGGGGCGGCCGGGGCCGCGGCGGCGAGCGCCGCCGUCUCCGGAGUGGGGGGACUCCCCCCCUGUUCCCGCCCGGUCUUUUCCCGCCGACCUCCCCGAUCGGGGUCGGAGCCCCGGCGGGCGCCCCGGCGAUGAACCCCGCCUGGAGGUGGCCGAUGUGACAGCAUGGGGGUGGACUUUGAUGUGAAGACUUUCUGCCACAAUUUGCGGGCAACUAAGCCUCCGUACGAGUGCCCUGUGGAGACCUGCCGCAAAGUAUACAAGAGUUACAGUGGUAUUGAGUACCACCUGUACCACUACGACCAUGACAACCCGCCACCCCCGCAGCAGACGCCCCUCCGCAAGCACAAGAAGAAGGGUCGCCAGUCACGCCCAGCUAACAAGCAGUCACCCAGCCCCUCGGAGGUAUCUCAGUCACCUGGCCGUGAGGUGAUGAGCUAUGCGCAGGCCCAGCGCAUGGUGGAGGUAGACCUGCAUGGCCGAGUACACCGCAUCAGCAUCUUUGACAACCUGGAUGUGGUAUCAGAGGACGAGGAAGCUCCUGAGGAGGCCCCUGAGAAUGGCAGCAACAAGGAGAACACAGAGACACCUGCAGCUACGCCCAAGUCUGGCAAGCAUAAGAACAAGGAGAAACGGAAGGACUCCAACCACCAUCACCACCACAAUGCUCCAGCCAGCACUGCUCCUAAGCUGCCAGAGGUGGUGUACCGAGAGCUGGAGCAGGACACCCCUGACGCCCCGCCCCGGCCCACUUCCUAUUACCGGUACAUCGAGAAGUCUGCCGAGGAGCUGGAUGAGGAAGUGGAAUACGACAUGGACGAGGAGGACUACAUCUGGUUAGAUAUCAUGAAUGAGCGGCGGAAGACUGAGGGCGUGAGUCCCAUCCCCCAGGAGAUCUUUGAGUACCUAAUGGACCGACUGGAGAAGGAGUCCUACUUCGAGAGUCACAAUAAAGGUGACCCCAAUGCACUAGUGGAUGAAGACGCCGUGUGCUGCAUCUGCAACGACGGCGAGUGCCAGAACAGCAAUGUCAUCCUCUUCUGUGACAUGUGCAACCUGGCCGUGCACCAGGAGUGCUACGGCGUCCCCUACAUUCCCGAGGGCCAGUGGCUGUGCCGCCGAUGCCUGCAGUCACCCUCUCGAGCAGUGGACUGUGCUCUGUGCCCCAACAAGGGCGGUGCCUUCAAGCAGACCGAUGACGGGCGCUGGGCCCAUGUGGUGUGUGCCCUGUGGAUCCCCGAGGUCUGCUUUGCCAACACGGUCUUCCUAGAGCCUAUUGACAGCAUCGAACACAUCCCCCCAGCCCGCUGGAAGCUCACCUGCUACAUUUGCAAACAGCGGGGCUCCGGGGCCUGCAUCCAGUGCCACAAGGCCAACUGCUACACAGCCUUCCACGUGACAUGUGCCCAGCAGGCCGGCCUCUACAUGAAAAUGGAGCCUGUCCGGGAGACGGGCGCCAAUGGCACCUCCUUCAGCGUCCGCAAGACCGCCUACUGCGACAUCCACACCCCCCCAGGCUCUGCCCGCCGCCUGCCUGCCCUGUCCCACAGUGAAGGUGACGAGGAUGAGGAGGAAGAGGAAGAUGAGGGUAAAGGCUGGAGCUCAGAGAAGGUCAAGAAGGCCAAGGCCAAGUCCCGGAUCAAGAUGAAGAAAGCAAGGAAGAUAUUGGCAGAGAAGCGGGCAGCCGCACCUGUGGUGUCAGUGCCUUGCAUCCCACCGCACAGACUCAGUAAAAUCACCAACCGCCUGACCAUCCAGCGGAAGAGCCAGUUCAUGCAGAGGCUGCACAGCUACUGGACACUGAAGCGCCAGUCACGGAACGGGGUCCCGCUGUUGAGGCGCCUGCAGACACACCUACAGUCUCAGAGGAACUGUGACCAAGUUGGGAGAGAUUCUGAGGAUAAGAACUGGGCCCUUAAGGAACAGCUCAAGUCCUGGCAGCGGCUCCGGCAUGACCUAGAGCGAGCUCGGCUGCUGGUAGAACUGAUCCGAAAGCGGGAGAAACUCAAGAGGGAGACGAUCAAGGUCCAGCAGAUUGCCAUGGAGAUGCAGUUGACGCCUUUCCUCAUCCUCCUUCGCAAAACCUUGGAGCAGCUCCAAGAGAAGGACACGGGCAACAUCUUCAGCGAGCCGGUCCCUCUGUCUGAGGUAACCGAAUUGGACGAAGUACCUGACUACCUUGACCACAUCAAAAAGCCCAUGGACUUUUUCACCAUGAAGCAAAACUUGGAGGCGUACCGCUACCUGAACUUUGAUGACUUUGAGGAGGACUUCAACCUCAUCGUCAGCAACUGCCUCAAGUAUAACGCCAAGGACACCAUCUUCUACAGGGCAGCGGUGCGGCUCCGUGAGCAGGGCGGCGCUGUGCUCCGUCAGGCCCGGCGUCAGGCAGAAAAAAUGGGCAUUGACUUUGAGACGGGCAUGCACGUCCCCCACAGCCUGCCUGGAGAUGAUGCCCCACGCCACCCUGAAGAUGCAGAGGAAGAGCGGCUGAUCCUGCUGGAGAACCAGAAGCACCUGCCAGUAGAAGACCAGCUGAAGUUGUUGCUAGAGCGACUGGACGAGGUCAAUGCCAGCAAGCAGAGUGUGGGCCGCUCUCGGCGCGCGAAAAUGAUCAAGAAAGAGAUGACAGCGUUGCGGCGGAAGCUGGCCCACCAGCGGGAAACUGGCCGGGACGGGUCUGAGCGGCAUGGCCCCUCCAGCAGAAGCAGUCUGACACCCCACCCAGCAGUCUGCGACAAAGAUGGCCAGACAGACAGUGCGGCGGAGGAGAGCAGCAGCCAGGAGACAAGCAAAGGCCUGGGUCCCAACAUGUCCUCAACCCCCGCACAUGAGGUGGGCAGGAGAACCUCAGUUCUGUUCUCCAAAAAGAACCCGAAGACAGCUGGACCGCCCAAGAGGCCGGGCCGCCCCCCAAAAAACCGGGAGAGCCAGAUGACCCCCAGCCACGGAGGCAGUCCUGUGGGGCCCCCCCAGCUCCCCGUCAUGGGCUCCCUGCGUCAGCGCAAGCGGGGUAGGAGCCCCCGGCCCAGUUCGAGCUCAGACAGCGACAGUGAUAAGUCCACAGAAGACCCCCCGAUGGACUUACCAGCCAAUGGCUUCAGCACUGGAAACCAGCCUGUGAAGAAGAGUUUCUUGGUGUACCGCAAUGACUGCAACCUUCCCCGGAGCAGCUCCGACUCCGAGUCCAGCAGCAGUAGCAGCAGCAGUGCCGCCUCAGACCGGACCAGCACAACACCGUCAAAACAAGGCCGGGGUAAGCCCUCUUUCUCUCGGGGCACAUUCCCAGAGGAUAGCAGUGAAGACACCUCAGGCACCGAGAAUGAGGCCUACUCCGUGGGCACUGGCCGCGGCGUGGGCCACAGCAUGGUGAGGAAGAGUCUGAGCCGGGGAGCCGGCUGGCUGUCAGAGGAUGACGACGCUCCACUGGACGCUCUGGACCUCGUGUGGGCCAAAUGCCGGGGGUAUCCAUCAUACCCGGCACUGAUCAUUGAUCCAAAGAUGCCCCGAGAAGGUAUGUUCCACCAUGGGGUUCCCAUCCCUGUGCCCCCAUUGGAGGUGUUGAAACUUGGAGAGCAGAUGACCCAGGAAGCCCGAGAGCAUCUCUACCUCGUUCUCUUCUUCGAUAACAAGCGAACCUGGCAGUGGUUGCCCAGGACAAAGCUGGUUCCUCUUGGUGUGAACCAGGACCUAGACAAAGAGAAGAUGCUGGAGGGCCGCAAGUCCAACAUCCGCAAGUCAGUACAGAUCGCCUACCACAGGGCCCUGCAGCACCGCAGCAAGGUGCAGGGUGAGCAGAGCAGUGAGACCAGCGAUAGCGACUGACCUUGCCCAGCAGAACACAACCAAUAGUGCCCUAGGACCUCUCUCUUUCCCUUGCUCAUUGCCCUGGAGUGGCUCCAGCCUCUGCACUGACUCAUUCCUGGUCUUGGGGCCAGUCUCAGGGGAAGUUGGGUUGGGGGAGGUCCCUCCUGCCCUGAGUGCAGCUGGACUGUACAGAACACUCCAAGGGCCUGUGGUGACUUAGUGCAAGGAGAGGGGAGGUCCCACAGGUCAAAAAGAGCUCCAGAGACUAUGGCAUUGCAAAGCAGGGUGGUGGACCAAGGUUAGGACACUGCAUAAAACAGACCUGCCACCACCUCUGCCUGCUCAUGCUAGGAGAAUCUAUAACUGCCUAGAGGCCUAAGGCCCCUGAAGGUGGUGAGGUGAGCAGACAUCUUCCCAGCCUAGCAGUGGGACGGAUGUCUGUCGAGCCCAGAAGAGGGACACUAGGUGACCCCUCCCAAGCUGUUGUAUAUACUGUAAUUAUUGGAGAAUUUAAAUUAUUCUCAUUUGUAACUGCGUUUCCGGGUCGCGCCAGAGUCAUUUGGUACUAAAAAGACAGGGCCUUGUCCCUAUUUCCCUUCUCUUUCCCUUAGAUUCCCCUACCUUUCAAACUGGUUUGUAUUUAUUUCAAAGGAAAAUAUAUUGAUUCUUAGUAAAUAAAGUCUAUUUA